This is a messenger RNA of Bactrocera neohumeralis, 946 nucleotides long. RefSeq lists its product as uncharacterized. The annotation marks the transcript as partial. NCBI's taxonomy places the organism in Eukaryota, Metazoa, Arthropoda, Insecta, Diptera, Tephritidae. The record is from RefSeq and is a predicted model, not a curated record. The transcript has 8 exons.
CUAGGAGAAAAAGAAAACAUUUGGAGGAUUCAAGUAUAUUGGGUACAACAAACAAAUAAGAGAUUUUCGACGUGGAUCCUAUCAAUCAAACCAUCAGAAAUUGUGGUACCGUCACCAUCGUCUGGCGGCCAUUCAGAUAUAAUCCAGAAGCUGAAUGCUAUUGAGACCCGUCUCACUGCCAUUGAGAAGUCCCUAACAGACAAAAUGCCAGAGAAGGCCGAGGUGCAGGCGCAAAGUAAAUUAUUGCGCGAAUGCCGCGUCAUAGCGGCAAAGACGCACCAUUCAAUUAGCCGCAUCACCGGUGAUUUGGAGGACGAGCAUUACGUGGAGCUCGCUUCGAAACUGCCCAUGUCAUCGGAAGAGCACGUGCGCUUCGUGGAAGACAAACUUUCCCAAAAGGAAAGCACGGAUGCUAUGAUGCGGCUAAUAUUGAAAUCAAAAGGCGCAAAAGGCAGUGUGGACGGCGUACUUCGUGGUUUGUUUUCAGACGAUGUAAUGUACCAUUACAAUUUAGAGGGGCGCAAGGAGAAGAAACCCCUACUAAAACUAAAGUGCGUAGGGUUAGUUUUUGAUAUAUUUCCUGACAAGGAUAAAAGCAGUAUAUGUGGGGAGCUCCGGAGAUUUGUGGCCUUAAGCCACCAUCGUUUUAAACAGAAGAAACAUAAACUAAGGGCUAAACUAAUAUAAGUUUUAUUAUUAUUACUUAUAUAUAUUAGUUUUAAAUUGUAAAUAUUACUUUUAAGUUGUACACAUUAGUUUUAAGUUGUAAAUAUUAGUUUUAAGUUGUACAUAUUAGUUUUAAGUUGUAAAUAUUAGUUUUAAGUUGUAAAUAUUAGUUUUAAGUUGUACAUAUUAGUUUUAAGUUGUAUAUAUUAGUUCUAAGUUGAAGUGUCUAAUUUUACUUUUAAAAAUAUGAAUUUUUACAAUUAUAAUUUUUAUACUCAAA